Molecule: messenger RNA, 2077 nt
Organism: Sander lucioperca (pikeperch)
Lineage: Eukaryota; Metazoa; Chordata; Actinopteri; Perciformes; Percidae
Gene: b3gnt9
Product: UDP-GlcNAc:betaGal beta-1,3-N-acetylglucosaminyltransferase 9
Exons: 7
Coding region: 366-1787 (473 amino acids)
Cellular component (GO): membrane
Molecular function (GO): hexosyltransferase activity
Source: RefSeq, a predicted model, not a curated record
CACAGCAUCUGCUCUCUCCUCUUCUCUCAUUGGAUCCUUGCCUGAAACUUUGGAAACCAGUCUCUGUGUGUCUUGCAGUUUCAGGCAUCAGCACAGAUGUUUUCAGUUUGACCUCCUCCUCCGUCUGGUCUGGAUGCCCCCACCCAUUGGUACCUGAGGAGAAGGGGAGGAUGGACACAGACACGAUGGACAUACACCCAGUGGUAUGAGUUUUUACAGACAAACUGUAGGUGAUAUUUAGCAAUGCAGCAGAGAGGAGGAAGAAAGAUCACCUCAUCUCUUCAUCAAACCCUGCAUGAAGCAUGCCAACCCAAACCUGGUCUCCACUGCAUUCUUGCUCAGUCCUUAACUGAAGUCUUCAGAAGAUGCUGAGGAAGAUGGUGACAAUGAGGAGGAUCCUCCAUGUGAAGGGAGAUGUGAUGUGCACCAUGCUGCUCCUGGUGCUAUUCUGUCUGCUGCUCUAUGCCCGCCAGGUGGUGCUCUCCUCUGGGUGGGACAGGCCUGUCUGGAAGCUGGAAGUCCAUGGCUCUACCAGCUCCAGCAGGAACUUGCUGGGCGCCAGCGGGGCCAAAGUAGGCCAGGAGUCUCCAGGGCAGAUCCCAUCCCGCCCUUCAGAGCCACAGCUGCCUCCUUGCAAGCCCCAAUCCAAGUCCAAACCUCCUCAGCCAAAGUCCAAACCUCAGGUCAAAUCUAAGGGGAAAUCCAAGACGCGGCGGAAAAAUGCUGUGCCGACUAAGACCGCUGGCAAGCCCCUGCCCACGAUGCCACCAUUUGACUUUGAGGGCUAUCUGAGAGAAAAGGACAACAGGAACUUUAAGCUGCUCAUAGACCAGCCAGAGAAAUGUCACCUCGGAGGAGCAGAGGAAGAACAAGAAAGAGGAAGUGAAGGGUCUACUACUGCUCCUUACAUGCUGAUUGCGGUGAAAUCUAUCCCUGCAGAUUUUGAUAAACGUCAGGUGGUACGUCGGACCUGGGGUAAAGAAGGACUCAUUAAAAAUGGUGUGUCCAUCCGUACCGUUUUCCUGCUGGGGGUUCCCAGGAAUCGGACUGCUCUGCCUCUGUGGGAUCGUCUCUUGACCUAUGAGAGUCAAACCUUUAGGGAUAUCCUGCUCUGGGACUUUGAAGACACCUUCUUCAACCUGACGCUGAAGGAAACACAUUUUCUGAAAUGGGUUAACAGCAGCUGUCCUCGUGUCAAAUUCAUCUUCAAGGGUGAUGCCGAUGUGUAUGUUAAUGUGGAGAAUAUACUAGAGAUGCUGCAAGGCCAAAAGCCAGACACGGAUCUGUUUGUUGGUGAUAUUAUUAUCCAUGCUAAACCCAUUCGCCGGCGCAGUUCCAAAUACUAUGUGCCAGAGUUUCUUUACGGAGGGGGUUUGUACCCGAAUUACGCUGGGGGAGGAGGGUUUGUCAUGUCGGGACAUACGGCUCGCAGACUUAGCUCUGCCUGUCAACAGGUGGAGUUGUUCCCCAUUGAUGAUGUCUUCCUGGGCAUGUGCCUCCAGCUGAUCGGCGUCAAACCAGCACGCCACCAGGGCUUUCGGACCUUCGGGAUUCCCCGACCGUCGGCAGCACCCCACCUUCAGACGUUUGACCCCUGUUUUUACAGGGAACUCAUGGUGGUUCACAGGCUCAGUGUUCCUCAGAUCUGGCUUAUGUGGAACCUCCUGCAUGACCCCAAACUGAGCUGCCACAACAGGACCAGCCCGACAUCCUGGCCCUUUAAGUGGAAGGAUAAGAUGGGAGAAGAGACGGAUUACGGUGAGAAGCAGGUGUUUGUCACGCAUUAGUGACUCCCCACAGGGCCCAGUGGGAUCUGCAAGAGCCCUAGCGAGGAUAUAAUGGUUAUAAAGCAGGAUCUGUGGAUCUUGAAGGGCUUGCGAUGUGUUCAAAAGCACAGUCGAGUCAUAUGAGACUUUUUUCCAAGCUGGCAGAUCAUCUCUGGGGGAAAUGAAUUGGCAAAGGCCUAAUGUGCUUCAGAUUUUUCGGUAAGGAAGCCCAGACAGAAUUUAGGGUGUAGCCAUCCAAGCCUGUCUGUGUGUUCAUACAGUGCAGCAAGACUUUGAUUUCCAAAGAAGAU